Molecule: messenger RNA, 597 nt
Organism: Opisthorchis viverrini
Lineage: Eukaryota; Metazoa; Platyhelminthes; Trematoda; Opisthorchiida; Opisthorchiidae
Exons: 4
Molecular function (GO): protein binding
Source: RefSeq, a predicted model, not a curated record
UAUGUGAAAUAUGAUGAGUUUGAAUGCUUAGUCGAUCUUGUCGCCCAGAAUCCAUCGGUUAUACACCAAGUCGAUCAGAACAAACAAACGUUGUUGCAUCACGCGGCGUCAACGGGGAACUUGAAGAUCGUUAAGUUUCUGGUGGCAAACAAUGCUCAGUUUAAUGAAGUUGACAACCGUGGAAACUUGCCACUUCACCUGGCAAUAAUGAGCGAACACAAAAGCGCUGCAAAAUUUCUUCUGAGUAUUGGGUCAGAGGCCCGUCUUCCGAACAAAAAUGGACUUCAACCGAUUCACUUGGCUGCCGAAAGAAAUGACAAGGAUACUUUGAAGAUACUUCUCAAAAUCAGCGAAAUUGACGUGAAUGCUGAAGGCGAACGGGGGGCCAGUCCUUUACACUACUGCUGCCAGAGAGACAGCGUCGAUUGUUUACAAUUAUUGCAUAAUGUUUUCGGACAAAUGAGGACUGUCUGCACAUACCUUGACGGACUGCAGUGCCUAGCUGAGAAGCUUUCGGCUGCUGCCCCAUUGUUCGGCCCAAAUAGCAACGCGUGGAAGACCGUUGACCUGCACGAACCUACGCCGAAGAGUCCUUAA